Messenger RNA from Hemibagrus wyckioides, 2015 nucleotides. RefSeq names its product tpd52 like 1 (gene tpd52l1). NCBI's taxonomy places the organism in Eukaryota, Metazoa, Chordata, Actinopteri, Siluriformes, Bagridae. Gene Ontology annotation, cellular component: cytoplasm. Bases 142 to 717 code for a protein of 191 amino acids. Gene Ontology annotation, biological process: positive regulation of MAP kinase activity; positive regulation of apoptotic signaling pathway. The record is from RefSeq and is a predicted model, not a curated record. The transcript is spliced from 6 exons.
CCUGUUACUUCUGUAGAGGUGAUUUGGCAACAUAGAACCCUAGUUAAACGUGGGAGUUGAGCUCGAUUAAACAGCAGCUGACUUCAACUCCACUAAAAUAAAAGUUUUGCCCACUGAAAACAGUCAUUUUACUGCAGUGACAUGGAGCACGGACAGCAAGUCUCGGGACUCCUGGGAAACGAGCCAGUUGAGGAAGUAGGGGAGGUCAUGGAGUCAGAGGUGGAUCUGCACAACACCAUAACAGAAGAAGAGAGAGAGGAAAUGCAAAACGAGCUGACCAAGCUGGAGGAUGAAAUUGCCACAUUGAAACAAGUUCUGGCCUCCAAAGAGAAGCAUCAUGCUGAGCUGAAGCACAGGCUGGGCAUGUCGACGUUAAGUGAGCUAAAACAGAACUUAAGCAGGAGCUGGAACGAUGUUCAGUCAAGCACAGUAUAUAAAAAGACCUCAGAGACCCUAAGCACAGCAGGUCAGAAGACCACAGCGGCUUUCAGCAACCUGGGAACGGCCAUCAGCAGAAAAUUAGGGGAUAUGAGGAACUUGCAGAGCUUUAAGUCGUUCGAGGACAAGGUUGAAACUACAGUUUCGAACAUUAAGUCGAAGGUUGGCGGGAAUGCUAGUGGAGGAAAUUUCGAGGAUGUGCUCUCAUCAGCAGCUCAGGCCAGUGCUCAGAACAAUGGCUCUUCAGCCUCCGCUAACAACCUGAGUGAAAACAACUAGUGCUAAUAAGACUGGACCAAAUAUGUUGAAAAAAAUCUACAGCCUACAUGACUACAAGACUGGAGAUGGAGCUCUGGUGCCCUUCUGUGGUCACAAGGAUACACUGCCUCUAUAGGAAAGACUUCCUGCAGUCCAGAAUGAAGUACCAGCCAUGACCAAACAUUUCACUUAAGCUAUUUUCUAAUGCUUUCUAAUGUCCCUAAACCAGUUCACCUUGGGAUAUCCUUCACUGAUUAAUGGUCAAGUGGGGUAUGUUUGAAAUUCAUUUGGAAUGACCAAAAUGUAGCCAGAAGCCUUAAACAAAUGGUGGACAAAACUGAUGAUUAAAUAAACCAGCAAUAUUAUCAAAAUAUAAUACUUGGUAUUGAUAUUGAUGCCUGAAAUGAACCUCAGUUAAUUUGUUUAGAUUUAAUAACUUAUUAGGUUUUUGUACAAGUUCAUACUGUACAUUUGGCUUCUUUUUUAAUUCAGCCCUUAAACCUAUGAAUUUUUUUUUUGUGCUUACUUCUUGAUUAUUUUUAAACAAGGAAUUCUGUCUUUCUGGUUCAGAGUUAUUAGUGUGACAAAAUGGCUAUUUUAAUGGUCUAGUCCAAUUGGCAGUAAAACCAACCUAAUACAAAAAUUCAGAGUCUUGGAUCUACGACAAAUCCAUGACAAACAUUAUAACAUUUGUUCCUGUGAUACAUUCUUAUUAAUGUACUAUUGAAGCAAUAUCCUGAAACCACAGGAAAUGAAAUAAACCCACAGCAUCCAAAUGUACCUGUCCACCAAAAUAACAUUAUAAACAAUUUCAAAUCAAGUCAUAUUUUAAGACUUUUAUUUAAAUCCUUGUUAAUAUUUUUUGUUAACUAUCCUUAUAUAAAAUAAAAUAUAAAAAUGAUGUGUCUGGGGAGGAAAAGAGGUCAUCUGUAAAUUUUCAUGUUGCGAGGACAUCGAUGUUGGGACACAUGACAGGGUCAUCAACCGUCCAGUCUACCAGUCAGUGGUUGUGGGUUUUGUUUGGGCUACCUUGAACAUGGCUAUGUUUUCAACUUAUUUGACUUUAUAUACAGUAUGAGAUGGAUCCAUAAGGUGGACUAGAAGAAGUGUUACACUGUUGAACUGAACUUCCAGCUGGAGAACGUUUCUGAUGCUUGGAUAAGACAUUUUGUCUUUUCAUCUGUUUCUUUUGUGCAUUAAAAAAAUAAAAUAUCCUUUUAUGCAUCCUGCAUAAAAAUGCAUGCAAUUGUGUUUGACCUGUGGCUCAUUAAACACUGGUGUUUCAUCCAAAUAAAAUUUCAGCUGAAGAUUAGAAAAAU